GGAGGCCGGAGCCAUGCAUCCCGGUCGGGCCACAACCUGGUACCGGCGCAUGUCGGUGGUCUACGCACUCGGCGCCUGGACCCUGUUGGGCUCAGUAUUUAUUUUAAACAAGAAGAAGCACAAGCUGCCAGAUAAUGAAGAAAGUCAAAAGAAUGAUUCAACAAAUGAACUAUUAGAGCCCCUACCAGAGUGUUAUGUGGAAACCAUUGUCACAUAUAGAGAAGAUUUUGUUCCAGUUACUGACAGGAUCCUCGACUAUUUGAAAUCAUGGACUGGUGGCCCUGGUCCAGAGACAUGAUUGACUGCUUGAAUUCUGAAAACCACUACCUUCAUUCAGCAUUUAAAUUUAAUAGAUGCCUUGAUUUCCAUUUUAUGUUUGUAAAAAAUAUAUACAUCUAAUUUAGUUUUAUUGUAAGAUACAAUCACUAGUAAUAUGUAAUAAAUAUUUCUUUGAA
Molecule: messenger RNA, 455 nt
Organism: Otolemur garnettii (small-eared galago)
Lineage: Eukaryota; Metazoa; Chordata; Mammalia; Primates; Galagidae
Product: small integral membrane protein 26-like
Exons: 2
Coding region: 14-298 (94 amino acids)
Cellular component (GO): mitochondrion
Source: RefSeq, a predicted model, not a curated record